Molecule: messenger RNA, 2906 nt
Organism: Phragmites australis (common reed)
Lineage: Eukaryota; Viridiplantae; Streptophyta; Magnoliopsida; Poales; Poaceae
Exons: 3
Coding region: 124-2766 (880 amino acids)
Source: RefSeq, a predicted model, not a curated record
GAAGCAGUGAAGGCCGUGAAGCACCAACCGCAAGUCCGCAACAGCCCAACACAGACGGGGGACCUGGAGAGAUCUGAAUUCCGCAGUUCCGCACACACUGGCCUCCCCCGCCUCUCCCCACCGAUGGAGAUCCCCACCGCCGUCAUCCACCGCCUCCAGUCCUCGCUCCGGGAGGCCGCCGCCGCCGCCGCCCUCGACGCCACGCCCGCCCCUCCCGUCCCCUCCGUCGCGGACGCCGUCUCAGCCUUCGACUCGGGCGCCUCCGCCCCCGUCCCGGCGGAGCUCCGGUGCGGGCGCUGCGGCGCCGCGGGAGGAUUCCUCCGCGGCGCGCAGUCCACCCUCUGCGCCUACUGCGGGUCCCCCAGGCGCGGGGAGGGCGAAGGCGGCGGCAUCGCAUUCCGCGACGGAGCGGCCUACCGGUGGCUGCUCGGCUCGCUCGGGCUCGACGGAUCCGAACCUGUAGAAUUUGAGAAUGAAACUAGGAGUUCAAAUAAAAGCAACGAAGCACCAAAGAGUGGGAUGAUCCUAUCUGAUCUGCUGGAUUUGAAACUGACUUACCUCCCUGAGAUUAAGGAAACACCUGCAAGUUUCAUAAGCAAGGAACAGCCAUCUGCCGCGUAUACGCCAGAUUUUUCUGGUGCUAACCUAGACUCAUUUUUCAUUGAAAGGAAAGAGGAGACAACUGCUGCUUCUGCUGCUCUUCCUCAAACUCACACUGUGGUACAGGAAAACCAAACAACAGAUAGCAAAAGGCUUGAAUCUUCUAGAUCAGAAAUGCUUGUUACAUCUACAGGCUUAAUGAGUUCUCAAAGAACAAACCAGAUAGAAGCCACUCCAGCAUUCGCAAAUUGGGAUGCUGAAUUUCAAUCUACUAGCUCGGUAAGUGCUGCCGGAGACUCCAAGCAACUUGAUUUAUUUCAGAGCACUCCAGCUGCUGCAUCCUUUAGUUUUCCUGCCGCUGGGACUGCCAUCAACUCGGCAGUAGGUACUGGAAAUAAAACAAACGUGAAAAGCACCAUCCUAGAACAUUCAGAAGAUUUGGCUUCAGCAGAUGGCACAAUAGUUAAAGAUAACCUUUCUAAUCAAAAGGUUGUCCAGCCUAUCUUGGAGAGCAACAGCGGAAUCGUUCCUGAAAACAGUGUUCCUGACUUUGCUGAAUCCGCUCUUAACAUGAAUUCUCUUAAGAGCAAUCAAUUGCUUGAAAGGGAGGAUACUGGAGUCAACGAUGGUGAAGCUUUUGACGACUGGCAAGAAUUUACAGGAGGUGGUAAUCAGGGCAGCUCAUCAAGUGAAGGAGAACAUAAAGAGGUGCCUUUAAAGGGAGAUUCCUCCGAAAUAAAAACAGUAGAUCUCUGGGCAUUAGGAAGUGUGGAAUCACCCAAUAAUGUUAAUGGUGACUCAUCCGAUGAUUGGCAAGCCUUUGCCUCUAGUUCCGGUCAAGGGGGAGAAGAUUUGGUGACACCGGCGGAGGGAUCAACAAGUGGUCAAGGAGGAGGUUUGGUGAGACUGGUUGGAGAAACAAGUAGCACCUCAUUUGAAAAUCCUUCUAUAUCUGUUGAUUUAUGGCCUGUGGGCAAUGCUGGCAAACGCAGCACUUCAGAAAUGGUGAAGGAAACAAAUGAUACUUUUGAUGAUUGGCAAGAUUUUGCUACUUCUGGUCAAGUGCAUAUCGCUUCAUUCAAUCAAGCUAGAGACAUGAUGGAAGAUUCAACAGUCAGUCACAAAGAAAUAGAUUUGGACUCCUGGUUCAUGGGAGAUAGUAGGGAAGCAAGAAAUGCUAAUUUAGCGAAUGGAAAUAAUGCCAUGUUGAACGAUUGUCAAGGUUUCACUAGUUCAGACCAAUCACAGACAAAUUCAUCAAAUAUAGGUGGGGAUAUGAUGAAUCUUUCAUUUGAGCAGCAUGAAGCUACUGAUUCUGUGCAGUCGUGGGUAAAUGGCAGCAACAAGGAAGCUACAAACAUAACCUCAACAUAUAUAGAAAGCGAUGCUUUUGAUAUUUGGCAAGAUUUUGCCAAAUCAGGUCAUCAGCAGGAAAAUAUGUCUAAUAUUGAGAGAGAAGCGGCUAGUGUCUCACCUGAGCCAGCUAAAGAAAUUGAUGCCAUGGGUUUGUGGCUAACCAGCAACUUCAAGGAAUCUAACAACAAUGAAGGUGUUAGGAGAAUUGAUGACUCAUCUGACGGAUGGCAGGAUUUGGCUAGUUUUGGUCCAGCACAAAGAAGUACUAAACUUCCUGGGGAAGGACACCUUGUGAAAGAUCCGCCAGGAACCGAAACUCUGGACUUGUGGGCCUCAAGUCAUGCAAAGGAAAAGAACGUUGAACAGAUAAAUGAAAAUAAUGAUCCAUGUGAUGACUGGCAAGAUUUCAAAAACUCUGGGGAGACAAGUUUACAGGUUUUUUCAGAUGCUUUGUCACUUGAUAGACCCUCAGCAUCAAGGCCUGAUGCUCUAGUAGGGCUGGAGUUAGGGAGCUUUUCGCAAUUAGCUUCAUCCCAAAACCAAAAAGAUGGAAAGGAGAGUUCUAAUGUAGCACAAGCAAUUCCAUUUGAUGAACACUUAAAAAGCACGAACAUAAUGCAGCAGAUGGGCAAUGUUGAUUCACUAUCUGCAAUAUGGCCAACUAAAGGUCGUGACAAUGAUGCUAUUUUGAAACCAGAGUCUGUUGAUGCAAAUGUAGAAAAGGUGCUCUCUCAGAUGCAUGAUCUGUCCUUUAUGCUGAAAGAUGAACUCUCAGUCCCUGAUAAACCUGUGGAUCAUUCGAAGUCCUGAAGUUCACAGCAGCAACUGUACUUUGCUACUGUCUCCUAAGGCAGUUUAAUAUUGGAAUUCCAGCCUUUUGCUUGCUGAAAUAAACACACCAAAUAUCACCGAGUGCAAAAUGCAAGUCGCGAAAAACCUUGUUUUUCUAA